ACAAAUUAGUUCCUUACCAUAAACCUCAUGCUUACAGGAUGCUUCUGGAGGACAGAUCAAUCAUUCUUUAGUCCCUUACAGAGGGGAAAAAGACCCCACAAAACGCCUCUUGAGAUGAACUAGCGCAGCACCAUUGUUCAGCUGGCUGGAUUUCACACACUACAAUGAAGAUACUGUUUUUCACUGGACUGCUCUCUUUUACCUCCAGUCUUUGCACCACAGCUUCAGAAUUUUCACGGAAUGGCUCUGCAAUUAAAACAGUGUCUCUUAUCAAAACUUUUCGUGGAAUUUCAGCGAGAGACUAUGAUUACAUCCCCCCUUAUGCUAUAGAAGGGGAAACAACAACCAUCCGUAUCAGAGAAAACAAAUGCACUUCAAAAAAGUCAAAUGACUCCACGUUAACAGAAGUGAGCAACACCACGCUGGAGUACCUCACCAGCUCUCUGAGCACCAAACUAAUACCCGCUGUCUACCUCAGUGCUCUUUUAUUGGGUGUACCAUCUAAUGCCAUCAUUCUGUGGAUGCUCCUCUUCAGAAUCCGCUCCGUGUGCACUGCUGUCCUCUACACAAACCUGGCUGUUUCAGACCUGCUCUUCUGCGUCAUACUGCCCUUCAAAAUAGCCUACCACAUCAACGGGAACAACUGGAUAUUUGGGGAGACCAUGUGUCGAGCGACCACAGCGGUGUUUUACGGCAACAUGUACUGCUCCAUUCUGCUGCUCACGUGCAUCAGCGUCAGCCGCUACCUGGCCAUCGUUCACCCCUUCACCUACAAGAGCCUCCCGAAGCGCGCCUAUGCCAUCGCAGCCUGCGCUGCCGUGUGGGCCAUCGUCUUCCUCUACAUGCUCCCGCUUGCCAUCAUGCAGCAGAGCUAUUACGUGAAGCAGCUGGACAUUUAUACCUGCCACGACGUGGACAGCGCCUGUGAAACUGUGUCUUCCUUCCAGUUCUACUACUACGUGUCCUUAGCUGUAUUCGGGUUUUUAAUACCGCUCGGAACUAUCGUGUUCUGCUAUGUCUCGAUUAUACGAACACUCAAGACUCACGAAUGGUUCUGGUAUGUUAAAGUCAGUCUUUUGAUUCUUACCAUCUUUGCUAUUUGCUUUGUGCCAAGCAAUAUUAUCCUUAUUAUCCAUCACAUCAACUAUUACUAUUACAACACAGAUAGGUUGUAUUCUUUUUAUCUAAUUGCUUUAUGUCUUAGCAGCCUAAACAGUUGUCUUGAUCCUUUCCUUUAUUUUCUGAUGUCGAAAAUUAGGAGUCAAUCCAAUCUUUAUCUGACAAUGGUUAAAAUAUCCAGGGAAAAAUGAAUUUAUUACUGGAAUUAUGGUUUUGUAUAGUACUAACGCAGACAGCAACAAAUCUCAGGUGCGACAUUUAUACUUCAAGUAAAAUGGGUUAGAAAACACAAUCUCAGUUAAAUUUACUUCUUUCCACAGGAAGGAAUAUCUCCAAAAAUACACUUCUCCAGCUCUAACUUUAUUACGUAUGUUGCAACACCUGUGUACCUAGAUUCAGGGAAGUAGCUCUGCACCUCCAUAUCUUUCUGAGAUCACUUUCUGGCCAUGGAGAAACUGCCAGAGUAUCAGUCACCAUAGCCUCUAAACACUAGAAGAGGUGUCAGCAUCCAAAGAGCACUUCUAGGGCAAUUCAUGACACUUCAGGUUAGCUCUCAGCCAACAAUCACUGUAGGAACAAUGUUACAAAACCAAGAUUUUGGCCUGGUGAAAAUGCAAACAAGCACUUUCUACAUGCCUGGGAGCAGUCAAGAGCAAAUACUGCCCUGGAUGUUGGAAAUACAGAGUCCUCAUAGGUUCACAUAACAGUAGGUCUACAGCCAUGGACACAGAACCUGACUCUUCCAAGGCUACCACUCCCAUGAGGCUGCUUAACCAGCUCUGCACUGGAGACUUGUUCUUCCACUUGGUCAGCGCCCGCACUUCCCUAACUCACAGGGAUUGCUGGGAGCUAACCCUUAUCAGUGUGAAUCCAGGCAUAUAUUACUCUUGCUUGGUAAGUGAAACAGGGAAGCUAUUUUGUAGUAUUCUCUAUUUCCACAUCCUCACAGGAAAUACCUACAGUGUUACAAAUACUGCAGCUAGUUACCAUUGACUAUUAGUAAAACAAUGGGUCCAUUUUUACCUUUACAGAAACUCAAAACCUACUUACAUACUAAGUUCCUAGAAAAUUACCUCAGUGGUUGUCAUUUGAAUUUGUAACUGCAGCAUGUAAGUGAGGAUGAAUAUGUUUUAUGUUGUUUUGAUAACAGUAUUGUAAAAAAACUUCACUUAAAUAAAAUGAGUUGCACUGGAAAAUGCCUCAAGGGAAUUUGCAGCCUGGUGAGGGUCCCCUUUUUCUAUUUCUCCUGGCUCUUAAAUUAAGUUAGUUUUAAUCCUGCCAUUCCUUCAACAUGCAUAAGAACAAUUUUUAAAGAUAACUCUAAAAUAAUUCAAAUAUUACACAACUAUUGAAAAUAUGUUUAGUUAGGUGAACCUAACUAAAACCUCUGUACCUAUCACACAAAAAACGCUACAACCAAACAUAGUAAUUUGGUCCCUCUGUUAAACUUUCCAGUUAUCCACAAUAUGCUCACUUAAGACAGGGUUUCUCUUCACUGGGACCUGAAUACAUUUGGCUUGAAAAGGCAUUCAGAACUGUUAAAAGCUGUGGUUUACGAUUUACAGGACAAAAUGAGUUCCAGGUUUGCAUUUUCAGUUUCAAGCAAGGAACAAAUAGGUCAGAUCUGAGAUAAGGACCUCAGAUUAUAAGGAUAAUGUGUUCUGACAGAUUUGGGUGCAGACUCCCCCAGAUCACCACAGCUAUGGGGAAGUGACAGCAAGCUUUUUAGAUAAGUGAGUAGGUUUGACGUAUAUGUUUUUCCAGAUGUUGGGGCAGGAAGUUUAUAGGGAGAUCUAUCUGAUCCUUGUAAAUCAAAUACUUCCUUUUACCACAGCUCACUCUUAAAACAUGCUAAACACAAAUUCCGACAGAUCUGCUUUUUAAACAGGGAUCAGAAAAAAUGGAAAAUAGACAGUCUUCAGAAAUUGCACUACCUUUACAAUUGUGUUUGGAUUUUUUUCAAGGAAAUGUCAAUUGAAAUCAUAUUUUUACGUAAAGAAUUGUCAUAUCUAUGACUGAUCACUGUAAAGAGGAAGUAUGCAUCUGAGUGUUUCUUUUGGGAGCACUGUGUCUUGUUCUCUUCUGAAACAGCAGCAACACUCCUUUUCACAGAGAAGGUGCUCUAAGUAGUUGCCAAAAGACUGCAAAACCAAAAUAGCUCAGAAGAGAAAGGCCAGCUGAAGUCUCUGGACUUCUGGAACAUCAAAAAUCUUAUAAAGAGAAGACUUCAAAGAGAUUCUACAAAUUUUGUUCCAAAAUUUGGAAACACUCAUUUGUUUCCUAUGAGUACAUUCACACCAGGACAGGAGUAGGCAUCAGGUUUGCAUCUGGGAGCACUGGGGCAGCUGGCAGGAGUGAGUCAGGGUAGGACAGCUGUGUGCAGGCACCUGUGGGCUGUAGGUCAGUGCCUUGGGGACAUCCUGGCUCACUGUGCACACACAUGGCAUGCCUUGGGUCAGCACUGUGCAGCCAGCACCCUCACUGUGCACAAACACUGACCCCAGCCCAUCCAGGACAGGUGAAGUCAGAGUGCACGAAGCCCUCCCCAGCACACAUGGCGAGAGAGAAGGCUUUUCAGCUCUGAGGGCUCAGUGAAACAAGCCCUUACCUGGGAACCCUGGUGAGAAAAUUGAUUUGUGCAAACACCUUUCCUAAGUUCUGAAAACAUGAAUUCACAGCAGGUACCCCAGGUGAGGUGACACAAAUGCUGGAAGAUACUUUACAAGCCAAUGUUUGCAGACUUUCCCUAAUUCACCAUGUUACCUCAGGGACAUACUAUGUGAAUUUUAAUUGUGUUCUCCAGACACUGGACAUUUUAAGUGCUGUGCUCGUAGCUUUACUUAACCUUGUGUUCAGUCACAUCCUGCAAGCUGCUGGGCUGAUCUUUGUUUAUGCUUCCCUGAGCUGUAAUGCUAAGCAGGCCACUGCUUUUGGGGAAGCAGAUAGCAACAUCCAGUUGAGAUAGGUUUAAACUGAAGGCACAUGCAAAACUGUCAGCUUGUUAUUGCAUGAUAAAGCUGUAAAAGAAAUAUAUACAAAACUCCACUAUAAUAAAACAACAUCAGCAAAGGAGAUGCCUCAAAAUACUUCCCGAAGAUUUGUUAAAUAACAUAAUAAUUGUGACUUCUUUCUGGCAAAAACCUCACUUUCCAUCCAUAUUGUAGCUAUCUGCCUGACACAGUCCUAUAACUGUAUCCUCAUACAAAUUCCUGAGUAUUGCUGCUGCCUGUAUUUUGUAAUAGCUGCAGCAACCUAGGAGAAUUAAAGUAAGUGAGAUUACAGCAGUAGUAAGACAUAUGCAGAAAAUGUCUUAAUUUUAAUACACUGAGAAUUAAUCCAUUUUGCCAGUCAGAGUAAGUUAUAGUGCAAAAUUAUGUAGUGCCAGUUUGUUGUCACUGGCUUAUUUACAACCUCACUGGGCAAAGAUAAUGCAAAUAUCAGGGAACCAGGACAGGGACACACAAGCAAGUGAAAAGAAUUAGC
Molecule: messenger RNA, 4602 nt
Organism: Pyrgilauda ruficollis (rufous-necked snowfinch)
Lineage: Eukaryota; Metazoa; Chordata; Aves; Passeriformes; Passeridae
Gene: F2RL2
Product: coagulation factor II thrombin receptor like 2
Exons: 2
Coding region: 165-1310 (381 amino acids)
Biological process (GO): positive regulation of Rho protein signal transduction; thrombin-activated receptor signaling pathway; phospholipase C-activating G protein-coupled receptor signaling pathway
Cellular component (GO): membrane
Molecular function (GO): thrombin-activated receptor activity
Source: RefSeq, a predicted model, not a curated record